AUGCGGCGCAUGCAAAAGGCUGCUGAUUUCGGCGUGACUGUUCGCGAACUCGAGGAUUACCGAGCCAACGUCGCUCAAGGAAAGGCUGUGGCAAAACCUAUAUCUGCCGAGGCCCUCGCCUUCUUCGAGGGAUACGAUCUUUCCGACGUAGACGAUGACGUGCUCGCUUCGUUCGUCAAUGCUCCUCCCUCACGACCCCGAAAGCGAGCGCAGCGUCGUCCCCGCGCAAAGCGCCGCUCAAGUUUUUUCGAAGAUCAGGUUGUCUAUGACACCCUUCAGCAAGUUUUACAGGAAGCAACCUUGGCUUCAAUCGAGAGCGUGCGCCGUGAGGAGGAAGCGCAUCGUCGCAGAGCUAAAAGGAGGCAUCGCCAUCAAGCAUUUUUGAAGCGUUAUGCAAAAGAGAUGUCUCGCAGCGCCAAGGACUUACAGGCAGCAGUCGAGGAUAACAUGCGCAACUUACUCGCUGCCAUGAAAGAGAUGCAACAGAGCAUACCAGAACGCCAUGUUCAGAGCUGCCGCAUCGACCUGCACUGCCGCGACCUCGUUCCCGGCGGUGCACUGAGCCCAGCUCUGCCCGACCUGGGCAUUGACGUGACUGUGCGCACAGCCCAACCCCCGACCACCUCGCAAGCCUGCAUCAAGGUGGGCGCUGCCCUUCGCCGAGCCGAAAAGGAGAAGCGCGACUACUACACCGGUUUCAACCAUGGAAAAACUCUGAUCGUCCCUGCGGCGAUGACGACAACCGGUGGGUUCGCCUCCUCCUUUGUGGAUCUGCUUGGUCAGCUCGCCCGCUGCGCCGAGGCCCGUGGUGUGUACCAGCCGGGGCUGGAUGAGGCCUUUGUUCCUCGGUGGAAAGGUCGCUUUGCGGCGCUGGUCCAUCAGAUGAACGCUGACCACAUCCAGCGCCACUUUGGCGGUGUCUGCCUGUGGGGAUCCCUGUGUGCACCUGUCGCUCCCUAG
Molecule: messenger RNA, 960 nt
Organism: Monosiga brevicollis MX1
Lineage: Eukaryota; Choanoflagellata; Craspedida; Salpingoecidae
Exons: 3
Coding region: 1-960 (319 amino acids)
Biological process (GO): ribosomal large subunit biogenesis; ribosome biogenesis; endonucleolytic cleavage in ITS1 to separate SSU-rRNA from 5.8S rRNA and LSU-rRNA from tricistronic rRNA transcript (SSU-rRNA, 5.8S rRNA, LSU-rRNA)
Cellular component (GO): preribosome, large subunit precursor; nucleus; nucleolus
Molecular function (GO): protein binding
Source: RefSeq, a predicted model, not a curated record